Molecule: messenger RNA, 2566 nt
Organism: Carassius auratus (goldfish)
Lineage: Eukaryota; Metazoa; Chordata; Actinopteri; Cypriniformes; Cyprinidae
Product: metastasis-associated protein MTA1-like
Exons: 10
Coding region: 283-1440 (385 amino acids)
Biological process (GO): response to ionizing radiation; negative regulation of transcription by RNA polymerase II; double-strand break repair
Cellular component (GO): nucleoplasm; NuRD complex
Molecular function (GO): histone deacetylase binding; transcription coactivator activity; sequence-specific DNA binding
Source: RefSeq, a predicted model, not a curated record
CGAGAAGAACAUCAGAGCAUGCUUUCCACUCUCCAGCCACCCAACUCUGCCCGUUGUGUACAAAAAAUGAAGGAAAGAUGCCAGAGGGCAAUAUCUCCAUGCAUAAACAUACACAAGCUGCCCACACAAUUCCUCUUCAUCUAGUGUCAAUGUUGUUCCCAGGAUUGAGCAAUUCAGAUUUUCUGCUGAAAACAAUUUGGAUGUUUGGAUGACGAAUCUUGAAUUCGAGCCGUCGUUCAUGAUGUUUUCUUAAGUCAAAUUUUUGAUUUUCAGUUUCAUGCCAUGGACACGUUGCAUAAGAACGGCUAUGACAUGACGCGGGCCAUCGCGGCACUCGUACCCCAGGGUGGGCCGGUGCUCUGCCGGGAUGAAAUGGAGGAAUGGAGCGCAUCCGAAGCCAACCUGUUCGAGGAAGCGCUGGAGAAAUACGGCAAAGACUUCACUGAUAUCCAGCAAGACUUUCUUCCUUGGAAGUCUCUGACCAGCAUCAUUGAGUAUUACUACAUGUGGAAGACCACAGACAGAUACGUUCAGCAGAAACGAUUAAAAGCAGCCGAGGCUGAGAGCAAGUUAAAGCAGGUCUACAUCCCAAACUAUAACAAGCCCAACCCUAACCAGUUGAGCGUGAACAGUGUGAAGCCAGGGCUUGUGAACGGAGCAGGGGCUCUUCCGGGAUCACCAGGCCAGCCGGUCGGAUUGGGCAGAGCAUGCGAGAGCUGUUUCACCACUAGCUCGUAUCAGUGGUACUCAUGGGGGCCGCCCAACAUGCAGUGCCGACUGUGUGCCUCCUGCUGGACUUACUGGAAAAAGUACGGAGGUCUGAAGAUGCCAACCAGACUGGAUGGAGAGAGGCCCGGCCCUAACCGCAGCAACAUGAGUCCUCACGGUCUGCCUAUGAGACACAGCGGAAGCCCAAAGUUUGCCGUUAAGACCAGACAGGCUUUCUACCUGCACACGUCUCAGCUGACGAAAGCUGCUCGCCGCGUCUGCCAGGACCUGUUGAGAUCCAGAUAUUUGGCCAGACACCCGUACACACCUGUCAACACUACCGCUAUCAAAACAGAGUGUGCCAUCAGGAUGCCAGAUAUGUCCAAAAAGCCUCCAUCUCUCAAGCAGACAGUAAGGAAGCCUUUAGAGUCAGUGGUUCGGUAUCUGGAGGCCCACCCCUGCCCACCCAAAUUAGACCCUCGACGAGGAGCCACCAUUUCCGUGGGCAGCCUGACGCCCAUCAAAUCCACGCCCAUCCUCAACAACGGCUCCCCCACCAUCCUGGGCAAACGCAGCUACGAGCAGCACAACGGUUUGGAUGGUAAGCCAUCGGCUUGUGUGUGGUCCAAACCCAAAGUUCUGGCUCCUCAGUGGGAAAUAAUGGCCAAGAGGGUGUCUGAAGCAUGUCGAACUCCCUCUGGCCUGCAGGAUGAGGUUCAUGAGCUGGACUGACCUCUGCUUUGACAACGGACUGCUACACUCUGAGCAGAUGAGCAGGUGACUCGAGCGAUUUUUUUUUUCAGCUCUCAGCGACUGAUGGACCUAAGAACGGAUCUGCGGUCAGAAAGCUCUGUCCAGGCGGCCCAUUUUUACAGCUGAAGCCAUUGAAAUGACUGCAAAGCCCUGACAUAUCAGCCUGUGGCCAAUCGCAGGACUGACCUGAUUGUACAGGACUGAUUACUAUUAUUAUUUACCAUCAGCUGUUACUUCUGUCUUUGUAAUUAUAAUUAUUACAAUUAUUAUUACUAUUCUUUUUUUUUUUUUUUUUUAUCAAGUAUAACCAUUUUCUUUUUAACGACUUGAGAAAAUGUUUCAUGAAAAAAAAAAACUUCCUUCCAAAUCAUAAUGUAAAGGUGGGACGGACUGUCAUUUUUGUCUUUUGCAUUGUUUUGUUACAUGUCUGCUCCGAGUCGAUGUGAAGGACUAUAUGACGUCUGUUUCUCUUCAAUUGGAUGUUUGUGUUCUCCGGUUCUGUUAGCCCAUCCUGCCACAGUGGUUUAAAUUAUUCAGAAAGACAACAGAACGUUCUUUUUCUACCUUUUUGAGGAGUAUUGCAACUGCUCCUCUAUGUAAUUUCUCUUUUGUGAAUAUGUAAAUGAAAACAGGAGGGAGUCGUUAUUGUACAGUGGCGCAUUUUGGGCCUUUGGUGGUUAUCAAAGCUUGUUGUAAUGGAUUUGCCAUACACAGCGUAUUCUUUGAAAUGUCUUUUUGUAAUGAAACCUCCCUAGCUCUCUCUUGCAUAUAUAUAGAGAGGUGAUGGGAACUUUGGAAAGGUACUACCCUGUUAAUACAAUGAUACAUCUUCUUAAGAAUCAGCUUGUACCAGAGUGUGGUUUGUGAGUUAUUCCUCACGUAUGCACGCUGCUUCAGGCCAGGGGAUAUGUGAUACAUACAACCCAGUUUACUCUGCAGCUGGCUUAUCAAAUAUUGAUAUCUUUAGGCCAACGCAGAGCUUCACACACUCAUCGAACACUUUUUUUAAAAUCUUAAAAUGACAAGGAUGUAUACACCUACAACAGACUGACUUUGUUAACAAGUAAUGUAUGAUUUGACACUUGCAACCAAAGAUACUGAGCUU